ACGUUUAUCUAUCCGUAGUAUAUGGUACCUUGAACUCUAUGUUUAUUUAGUUUAGAUCCUAAGAUAAAAUUUGUGAUGUCUUUGGAUUUUUAAUUCGAUUACUCUGCUUUAGGGAGGAGAAAAGUGGGACUCUUAGAUUUAGAUCCUUUUAGUUUCUUUUAGUUUCAAUCUACGAAACUCUUAGAUUAUUUAUUUAAUAAGACUGUUAGAUUAUUUAUUUAAUUAAUUAACAAUCUAAUUACACUUGAUGACGUGGAAAUCCUACGUGGCGCACCGAAAACUCUUGAAAAAACUCCCCUUUAUAUAUAUAUAUUAGAUUAUUUCGGAUAAUAUAUUAAGAUGAAAUUGCCAAAUCAGCACCAGUAUUAUUUUGGUAACAGAGAAGGCGCAUGUGAUAUAAGUGUAGCUGGAAUAUUGAAAGCGUGUGUUCAACUUCAAUACAUCAAGCAUCAUUCCCUUGGUUUGUAUAAUCUGCAGUAGGAUUUACAUUUUUACUAUUAAAAGGAUUUUUGCGCGAUAUUUCAUUUAAUAAUUUUAUAAAUAAAGAAUUAAUUUAUAAGAAGGAUUUGCAAAGUGAUAAAUGGGUUUUUUCCAAUAAUUAAAACACAUAAAUCCUUAAUAAAUUAGGCAUAACAGAGGAGGUGGUGCAUGGUAGACAAGGCAUAUGCAUGUGAAGCAAAUAAGCAACCUUCCAAACCAUGGCAAAGCCAUUCCUUCCUUCCUUAAUUUUGUUUUGUAAUAAUACGUUUCUUUAAUACCAAGUUUAGAACACUUUGAACAUCAUUCAUCCCAUAUAUAAACACCUACACACGGUACAGUAAUGCACCAAUAACUUCAUCCAUCUCAUACAAUUAAUUAACCGUAAUCCAUCUCUCUAAAGAGCAAUAUAUUGUUAGCCAAUGCCUAUCUAUUCAGACUCUGACGAUCAAGCUCCUGGCCCGUCUACUAUGUCGAAAAUGUUUGGCCGCAACAGGCCAUUGCAUUCUAUGUUAGGUGGUCGUAGAGUUGCUGAUAUUUUGUUGUGGAGGAACAAGACUUUAUCAGCAUCAAUAUUAGCUGGAUUCUCAAUGAUAUGGUUUCUAUUUGAAGUGGUUGAGCUCCAUUUCAUUACUGUUGUAUGUUACAUGCUCAUGACGUUCAUGCUUAUCCUUCUCAUCUGGAUUCAAGGAGCUAGUUUCUUUAGAUGGAGACCUCCAACCAUAUAUGACAUUCAAGUAUCAGAAUCAACAGCCAAACAUGUAUUAACAAGAAUCAAUAAGGUGUUGAUAAAGUUUUAUAGGAUUUCAUGCGGAGAAGACUUCGUACGCUUCUUUGUGGCCCUAGCGAUUAUUUGGCUAUUAUCCAUCUUUGGAAGCUACUCCAGUGCACUCAAUGUGUUGUACGUUGUGUUUCUCGGUCUGAUCCUGAUUCCGGUUCUCUAUGAACGGUACGAAAGAGAGGUAAGCUACAUUGCCACCCAAGGGAAAGGAGAUAUGAAGAGAUUGUACAAAAAGUUGGACACCAAAUUUCUUAGUAAAAUUCCAAGAGGACCAGUUAAGGAGAGGAAAUACAAGUAAAUCAUAUGAUCCAUUACUACAUUAUUGGACUAUUACAAUCCAUAAGUUAAAUUUCUGUCUGUUGUUUUUUUUUACUGAUACACAACUUCCUUAUGUUGAUGAUUGAAUAAAAGCUCUGCUUCGCCUCUGUAAA
Messenger RNA from Spinacia oleracea (spinach), 1689 nucleotides. Its product is annotated as reticulon-like protein B14. Bases 900 to 1556 code for a protein of 218 amino acids. Gene Ontology annotation, biological process: response to bacterium. Lineage: Eukaryota; Viridiplantae; Streptophyta; Magnoliopsida; Caryophyllales; Amaranthaceae. The record is from RefSeq and is a predicted model, not a curated record. The transcript has 5 exons.